Ictalurus punctatus (channel catfish) is the source of this 780-nucleotide messenger RNA. RefSeq names its product S100 calcium binding protein Z (gene s100z). The transcript has 3 exons. Bases 236 to 529 code for a protein of 97 amino acids. The record is from RefSeq and is a predicted model, not a curated record. NCBI's taxonomy places the organism in Eukaryota, Metazoa, Chordata, Actinopteri, Siluriformes, Ictaluridae. Gene Ontology annotation, molecular function: calcium ion binding. Gene Ontology annotation, cellular component: cytoplasm.
UGUUCCGAAUCGACUGUGAGUUUGUCGCAAUAAAUCAGAUAAAAAUUACGAAAGCCCUCCACCAUUGCACAAGUUGGUAACACCCAACUGUUGCCUCACAGCACGACACAACACUACUGCUGUUUGACCGGGAGAGCACAGGUAGCUCUGAUGUUGAAGAGAAGACUGUUUCGCACUGCUGGUCACAGAGGGACAGUAAAAAUAAAUAUGAAGGCGUGUACUCUGUGCAGUGAUCAUGCCAAGCCAGCUGGAGGGAGCAAUGGACGCUCUGAUCCGUGUCUUCUACAACUACUCAGGUAACGACGGAGACAAAUACAAACUGAACAAAGGCGAGCUGAAAGAGCUUCUGAACAGUGAGCUCACCGACUUCCUCACAUCACAGAAGGACCCUAUGCUCGUGGAGAAGAUUAUGAAUGAUCUUGACUCCAAUAAAGACAAUGAAGUUGAUUUUAAUGAAUUUGUGGUACUGGUGGCAGCACUGACUGUGGCCUGCAAUGACUUCUUCCAGGAAAUGCAGAAAAAGAAAUGAGAGAGCAGAACAUCACACACUAUAAAGUAGAUAUGUUAUAAUAUUGUGCUAAAGCUCUGUUAGCUUGUGAUUGUAAAUGUGCAAAACUAUAGCAUGUACGUCCUUGUGUGCAUGACCGGGUGUGUCGCGUUUAUGUGUCUACCUGAAUCGGAAACGUUCCCCUUAACUAAUGUUCACUGAAUAUAUUUAAUUUGUGAAAUUUACCAAUGAAAAAUGUUACCAUUGGAGUGAAAAUUAAACAGAUUUGAUUA